GCCUCGCUCCCCGCCCCGGCUGAGGGGCGGCUGCCGCUGCUGCUGCUGCCGCUGCCGGCGGCGGCUCCGCCAAAAUGUCCGAGCGCGGCGGCUUCUACCGGCAGGAGCUCAACAAGACUGUGUGGGAGGUGCCGCAGCGCUACCAGAACCUCACCCCCGUGGGCUCCGGCGCCUACGGCUCCGUGUGUUCAGCUUAUGAUACCAAAACAAGACAGAAGGUGGCAGUAAAAAAGCUUUCAAGACCUUUCCAAUCACUUAUUCAUGCAAGGAGGACCUACCGAGAGCUUAGGUUGCUGAAGCACAUGAAGCAUGAGAACGUUAUAGGAUUGCUAGAUGUUUUUACACCUGCAACAUCAAUAGAAAAUUUUAAUGAAGUGUAUCUUGUGACGAAUUUAAUGGGUGCUGACCUGAAUAACAUUGUGAAGUGCCAGAAGUUAACAGAUGACCACAUACAGUUUCUCAUUUAUCAGUUACUUCGAGGUCUUAAGUAUAUUCACUCAGCUGGAAUCAUCCACCGGGACCUGAAGCCCAGUAACCUGGCUGUAAAUGAAGACUGUGAGCUGAGGAUUUUAGACUUUGGUUUAGCUCGACAAACUGAUGAUGAGAUGACUGGAUAUGUUGCAACAAGAUGGUACAGAGCUCCAGAAAUUAUGUUAAACUGGAUGCACUAUAAUCAAACAGUUGACAUCUGGUCUGUUGGAUGCAUCAUGGCAGAACUAUUGAAAGGGAAGGCCCUAUUUCCAGGAAAUGAUUAUAUCGAUCAACUGAAGAGAAUAAUGGAGGUUGUGGGUACACCCAGUUCUGAACUUCUGAAGAAGAUAUCAUCAGAACAUGCAAGAAAGUACAUUGAAUCUCUUCCACAUAUGCCUCAACAGGACUUGAAAGCAGUAUUUCGUGGUGCCAAUCCACUAGCUGUAGACCUUCUUGAGAAGAUGCUUAUAUUGGACAGCGAUAAAAGAAUUACUGCCUCAGAAGCACUUGCACAUCCAUACUUUGUACAGUAUCAUGAUCCAGACGAUGAACCCGUGGCUGAGCUGUAUGAUGAGUCAAUAGAGAAUAAAGAGCGAACCAUAGAUGAAUGGAAAGAACUUACCUAUGAAGAAGUGAUUAGCUUUAAACCACCUGACCUAAAAAUGGAUAGCCUGGAAAUAGAACAGUAAAUACAGGCAGCUGUGUUUUGCCUUGCUGCACUAUAAAGACUGUUAAAAUAUAACCAUACAAUUUAACCUGUGUUCAAACGUAGAUUUUACUAUCCAAAGAUGUUGGAGAAGAUGUGGAAAAGCAGAUGCAUUAUACAGAAGCCAGAUGUUGUCUGUUUUGGGGUUUUCUUGCCUUGUAAUAUGAAUGUAUUUCCAAUUCAUAAAGGGUGAUAAAGAACUGCUUCGUUCUGACAAAAUUAUGCACUGAGUUCUGUUCAACUGUGUUUUCUGCAUGUUUCGUCUUAUCAGUUGUAUUGCCAAAAUGAAGGUGACAUUUUAAAUUAAUUUUAAAAUUGUACAUUUAACGCAUGAAUGUAUACAAACAUAAACAUAGAAUUCCAUAAAAGCGAUCCAUUUUUUUCUGGCAUUAGCCUAAUUUUAUCUGUCCAUUUUCAUUUUAUUUAUAGUUAGUGCCUUUAUGAAGAGAGGGCGUGGUAGUGAGAUAGACAGAAUAUGCAUACGUAGUCAUAUCUGUGGUGGUCUUACAAAAUUACUGGAUGUCUCUCAAACAAUCUAACACCAGUUCAAAGUCAGUAAAAAAUAAAUCCCUGUCUCCUGUUGCCAUUAAAGUGUCUGUCCUCAUUCUUUUCCCUAUACAUAUUUUUAUUCUGCACAAUACCAGUUUGUGAGACCAUUUUAAUUCUUGCUGGUACCCCUAAGCAUGCCGUUGGUGGAGAGCUGAUGAACUUGCACAAGUUUCCAGGAGGGUGCCCUGAAGGCACCCCAGGAUGUUUCUAGUUUUCUGCAAGCUUCAGCAAAAGCUGUCACAGAUCACAGUGCAAGGAUACUCAGUCAAGUUCACAACUUUGAACUCGAUAUUAUUCAUUAUCUUAUUUCCCUUCAUUUGGUCCUUGAGAAAAUAGUCUAAAAAUUGCCACUGGAAAACAAAACAAAACAAGAUUUAAGAAUAGUUUGCAGAUUUGUGAAACACAAAAUAUCCAUCUUGACAGAUUUUCUUUCUGGGCAAAAUUUUAAAGGCUUUCCAGCUCUGAAAAGCUGGAAAAUUAAAUCUUAAUUAAUAAAUUGCAGGAUAGACUACAUACCAAGUUGUAUUAAAGAAUUUAUUAUAUCAGUUCCCCAUUGAAAGCAUAAUACUACAACAGGAAUAUCCUUUGGCAUGAGGCGUCUUGUGGUUUCAUUGCUGUGUCUUUCUCACAUAGUAGUGAAUCAUGGUUGCACAAACUAGUUAACGUUCAUUUUUGUGUCUUGUUCUCACUGUCAAGGUCUCAUUUUGUAGGUGGCUUUUUAUAUUAUUUACAUUUUCUUCAACUUUUGUCAUUUAGAUCCAGUUGUACAGCUAUUAUAUGACCUAAUGAAUUCUACUGCAUUUAUUUACCUUCCUCUGUAUCUUUUCUAUGUACAAAACAAAAUCUUUUUCUUAAUAAACAGGUAAAAAAAAUCAAGUCCAAGAACUUUUAUUUUCCACAGACACGUGAUGUGGUAUUGCUUGUCUUCUAGAAAAGUAGAACUAAUCGUUCCAUCUAAAACAUUUGUUCCUCAUGUGUGGUCUAACUGGUGGACUUUUGUUGAUAAUGUUUGCAGUUACCUAAUACUUACCUUCAGUAGAAUGCAGCUGUUUGGAUUCAACGUUCUUCAAGGCUUAUUAACCUGAAAGUAAAUGCUUGCAUGGAUUUAUUGGGAGUCCUUUGAAUUGCUGUCUGGCUGUCAUUACAUCGACGUCCUUCGAAGCUGGAUGAAGCCUGUAAUGGUCAUUCAGCGAUUGUCUGAAUUUCAUGCUAAAUAGGUGAAAAGAUUAUAAAUCCUUAAAUGAUUUGUCUGACUGUGCAAUGAAAAAUAAUCCCUCAGGCAUGUCUUAAGUAUAUAUUUUUUUAAUUUGCUUGUUUACGACUUAACAGAAAAAUAGUUCGGUGCUUUAUUUUCUCUGAAAUCUCAUAUUGAGGUUGCUAGCCUGAUCUGCAGCUAUUCUCCAGCUGGAAGGGCAAGAAUGAAAUAAAGAAAUUUCCUGAAAACCCUUCACAUC
Cygnus atratus (black swan) is the source of this 3180-nucleotide messenger RNA. It is a transcript of the gene MAPK11, whose product is annotated as mitogen-activated protein kinase 11. Gene Ontology annotation, cellular component: cytoplasm; nucleus. The record is from RefSeq and is a predicted model, not a curated record. Gene Ontology annotation, biological process: protein phosphorylation; intracellular signal transduction. Bases 75 to 1160 code for a protein of 361 amino acids. Gene Ontology annotation, molecular function: MAP kinase activity; ATP binding. The transcript has 12 exons. NCBI's taxonomy places the organism in Eukaryota, Metazoa, Chordata, Aves, Anseriformes, Anatidae.